CCAUUAUCCGAUUGUCUGAACAUGAGUAGUAAGCUAACGCUAAUGAGCUUUAGUAGCUCAUUUAUCAGCUAAUGCUUGAUCCUUUAAAAGUUCAAAAUUCUUAAUUUGCGUAUAUUAAUGAUCGUUGCUUAAAUGUAACAUUUGAUAAAGACAGUUUUUUUUUUAUCAGAGUAACAUUCCGAUAUAGCUUGUAAACACCAACAGCCUUUGAGCUGUGUUCAUCAGCAAUGAGGUCAACGAGCCUCCUGCUGCUGCUCGGAGCGCAGUGGGACCAUUUGUUGUUCCACGCCAUCGUCUUUGUGCUCGUGUGUUUCCACGCCACGGAGUCGUGCGCUCCAGGGCCUGCGGAACACGGAACCAGCACCGACACGUUGAUUUUAUGUAGGGCGUGCGGACACGAGGUGGCAUUCGGCACGGACAUCCACUUCGUCCCCAGCCGCAUGGCGCUGUCCAGCCGCAACGACACGUCGGUGAACGGCCGGAGGAUCCACGUGCAGCUCUUCCAGAACCCCCAGGGAUACCGGUUCGAGGUGAUCACGUUCAGAAGAGCGGACGUCACGAAGCACUGGCCGGCCGACAGCCAUUACUCCUGGUACCCAGGGUUCUCAUGGACCGUGGCUACCUGUCCUAGGUGUAGAAGUCAUUUAGGUUGGGCCUUCCAGCCCAGCAGCUGGCCAGACACCAUCACAAACAACAGAUUUGAGGAGUCAGAAAACACCUUCCUGGCUUUAAUCACCCACAGAAUAUUGAGGGAAGACUUUGCCUCAGGUCUGCUAAUGACGCCAAAGUCCUUCACAAGCUGAUGAACUUGAGUUUUGGUGCCUUUACCUUUCCAAAUAUAUAUUUUCAAAAUAAAAUGCCAUCCCUUUCACCUAAAGACUCAUGCAUAAACACUUUAGUUUUAUUAUUGUAGCAGUUGCACACCUGAAACUGCAAGUGUAAAUAGGCAGAAAAUGCUCAACCAGGGCGCAAAACUUUUUUUUCACACUUUUUUCUCUUUAUUAAAAAUGUCAUUUCAAAUCUUGUGGAUAUCUGUAAAACAAUACAAUGAAAAAAAAAAUCCCAUAGAAAUGGUGUCAAUAACCACUCACCCCAAUAACCAAUACACUCCUGCCCAUUCCCAGCUUACCCCCACCCCCAACCCCAAACAUUACAAGUCAAAGGAAUGAGCUGGUAGUCGAUAACCACGGGGGGAAAUAAAAAUACUUUUAAGGGGCACUACGUCCCCCUUAGAGAAAAAAAUAUAUAUUGAAAAGGUCUGCUAGCACUAGGUCACUACACCAUGGCUUCUGUUGAUUUACCACACAAUCUUAAACAGGAGAAACUGUGUGACAUGUCUUCAUUCUACUGAGGAUACUGUGCUGAUUCUAUUUUUUUUAAUUUUAUUAUUUUUGAGAUGUCUUCAGGGAUGGUACUCACAAAUUAGGGCAAAGUACCACUGGCCUUGGAUGAGUCAGAGGAAAACAUAACAUGGCAGCGUCAGGUGAAGAGGCUUCAGAAUGAAAAGUGAAGCACAUUUGGAUAAAAGUAAAAAA
Molecule: messenger RNA, 1535 nt
Organism: Fundulus heteroclitus (mummichog)
Lineage: Eukaryota; Metazoa; Chordata; Actinopteri; Cyprinodontiformes; Fundulidae
Exons: 2
Coding region: 228-803 (191 amino acids)
Source: RefSeq, a predicted model, not a curated record